CCUGAUAGUAACCAUGCAGAAAAUAGCUCUAACAAGAACUGCUGAUGUACGGCUCUUCCUUAAGAGGAAAUAAUGGCCUCUCAAAUAGCAAUGGUGUUGCUAUCACUGGACAGUGAAGAAGUCGGCUCACUCAAAGAGGGAGUCAAUUUAAAGAAAAACCCAGAGGACGGUAAAUGCUACAUCAUAUACAAGAGCAACACUGGCCUUAAAGCGUGCAAGAACCAAUGCAAACACCAAGGAGGGUUAUUCAUCAAAGACAUCGAAGAUCUGGAUGGCAGGACUGUUAAAUGCACUAAACACAACUGGAAGUUAAAUGUGUCAACAAUGAAAUAUGUGAAUCCACCAGACAGCUUUCUGCAGGAUGAGCUAGAAGUAGAGAUCUUGGAUGAUGGGGGGCUUCAGUUGGUCGAGUUGAACCCCAUGGACCCCUGGCUCGCUGACCCUCGAGAGCCUCUGGAGCUCCAGGAAGGAGAAGUGAAAGUAUGUAUCCAGCUGUUCUCACAUUACCCCACACUGAAAGUCUUGUCAGAGAGGAGGCCAGAUGUCCCCAUUUAUGUUGGUGACACAGUGAGACCUGUCUUUUGGUAUUUGGAGCAAAGCCGAGUCAAGCUGACCAACAUCAACAUUGUUCCUUUUGGUGUCUGGCAAGAUAUUGACGAACACCUGAGAUUCAUGAUCCUGAUGGAUGGUGUACAUCCUGAAAUGGACACCUGCAUCAUUGUUGAAUAUAAAGGUCACAUGAUCCUGAACACUGUGGACUGCACCAGACCAAACGGGGGCAAGCUGCCUCUGAAUGUGGACUUAAUGUUGAGUGACUUUGCUGGGGGUGCAUCUGGAUUCCCCAUGACCUUUUAUGGAGGGAAAUACAGUGAUUCCUGGAAGGCAGAGUUUGUCAAGAAUGAAAGGAAGAAGCUGCUGAAUUACAAAGCUCAGCUGGUGAAGUCCCUGAAGCCGAGGAUCUACUGCCCAUUCGCUGGCUAUUUUGUGGAGGCUCAUCCAUCAGACAGAUACAUUAAGGAUACAAAUACUAAAAACAGUGCAGAGGACCUCAAUGCGCUCAUCAAUAAGCAUGCACCAGACAUCAAGACAUGGACGCCAAAGCCAGGCGCUGUGCUGGACCUCGGCCUCGCUCUGAGAGACCCCACUAACAGUGAAGCCAUCACCAAUCCCCCAGCCAGUGCAAAAAUCUACAAGGACAGCUGGGAUUUCGACUUGUAUGUGGAUGAACUGAACAGCGCCAUCACCUCUGAGAUAUUUAAACAUCGAAGCUGGAUCCAGUUUUAUUACACCUGGGCAGGCUUUCAAAACUACAACCUUGUUGUGCGGGUGAUUGAGACAGAUGACGACUUUGAACCCCUUACUGAUGGCUACGACUACUUGGUGGACUUUAUGGAUCUGUCAUUCCCCAGCAAGAGGCCUGACAGAGAGCACUGCUACGUAGAGGUGAGACAUUGUGAAGCACCAGGCAAACAACUCUCAGCAGCAUAA
This is a messenger RNA of Micropterus dolomieu (smallmouth bass), 1488 nucleotides long. It is a transcript of the gene cmah, whose product is annotated as cytidine monophospho-N-acetylneuraminic acid hydroxylase. Gene Ontology annotation, molecular function: 2 iron, 2 sulfur cluster binding. The transcript is spliced from 12 exons. NCBI's taxonomy places the organism in Eukaryota, Metazoa, Chordata, Actinopteri, Centrarchiformes, Centrarchidae. The record is from RefSeq and is a predicted model, not a curated record. The coding region runs from base 73 to 1488 and encodes 471 amino acids.